AAUGAUAACACAACAGUUGGUGAACGAAUGUCAAAAUGAUAACAUUACUCGCCAGCUGAGAGUAGAAUUCUGUUAACAUAUAAACGCCGCAGAAACAUUAACACGAAACGCAUUUAACAUUUUCCAUUCAAAGAUUUGCAAAUAAACAAAAACAACAACAAUGGCUCUCGGUUCUGAUGCUAUCUUCCAACAAAUGAUCGAUGGAAUCAAAGGCAAUGAAGCCAAAGCUAAGGCUGUCAAUGGUGUUUUCGUUUACAAAAUCACCAAGGAUGGCAAAGUUGCCAAGGAAUGGACUUUGGAUUUAAAGAACGCUAAGGUCUAUGAAGGUCCAGCCCAAGGUGUCAAAGUUGAUACCACCAUCACCGUUGCUGAUGAAGAUAUGGUUGACAUUGGUUUGGGCAAAUUGAACCCUCAAGCCGCUUUCAUGAAGGGCAAACUCAAGAUUGCCGGCAACAUUAUGUUGACCCAGAAAUUGGCUCCCUUGUUGCAAGCUGCCAAGGCUAAGUUGUAAAUUCCCUUUGAAGCGACAAUCAUUCAAACACCUGCUGCUAUAAUAAUUCCUUUCUUUUUUAUAUAAAUAUAAGAAUAAUAAUAAUUUAGUGUAAUCGAUUUUGUAGUGUUGUUUUCUAUGAAAGAAAAUAAAAAAAUAAUAAUAUAUGGGAAAAUGUAUGUUGUAUAUUUGCAAAUAACAAGAAAAUGUUGAAUGUUUUAAAUGUGUAAUAAAAAUCUACUUUUAUAAAAAAAAGAAA
Musca domestica (house fly) is the source of this 749-nucleotide messenger RNA. Its product is annotated as peroxisomal multifunctional enzyme type 2. Lineage: Eukaryota; Metazoa; Arthropoda; Insecta; Diptera; Muscidae. Gene Ontology annotation, cellular component: cytosol. Bases 161 to 511 code for a protein of 116 amino acids. The record is from RefSeq and is a predicted model, not a curated record. The transcript has 3 exons.